AUGAAUUUCCUUAUGUCCCGCACUCGGUCUCGUUCUAGAAAGAACUCCGCUGGUUUCAUGAUAAGUACAGAGAAAUGGCGAACUGGCCGCCAACUAUCCCGCCCAAGCGACAACUUUGUCGAUGAAGAUGUAGAAGAGGAUGAAGAACCACAAUAUCAAGAUAUCACAGACUGGGUGACAGAAUUCUUCCACAGAAAAAGUGAUACAACUGAAAUGCUUGAUCAAGAUGUUGAAAUACACUUAACGAAAAAACAAACACUUAUUCUAUCCACACUAGUGCCAGACCAAAUUUUACAGAUGAACAAGUUUGAUACGAAUGAGCCUACGCGCUUCGUCGGUGUUCUUAUGAUGGCUGACGUUUCAGGCUAUACUGCUCUAUCAGAACGUUACAACAACACUGGCAAAGGCGGCACGUAUCGCUUGACAGUGACUCUCAAUACCUACUUAGGUUCACUUAUAGAAGUCAUAUACAGUCACGGCGGCGAUAUUAUCAAAUUUGCAGGAGAUGCUUUCUUGGCACUUUGGAAGACAGAUAAAAGAUCGUUCCUAUGUCAUACUAUUCACACGGUGAUUGCUUGUGCUCUAAUUAUACAACACUCUUAUUCUACGUAUGAAACAGAUGUCAAAGUUAAUCUGAGAGUUAAAUUAGCCAUAUCUGCAGGUAAUAUAAUGUUCGCACCCAUCGGUAGUGGUAUUGACAUGAGUUAUAUUAUAUUUGGACUGCCUGUACUUGAAGCAAAGGCCGCUGAGAGCGUUUGUGCUUCUGGUGAAGUGAAACUUACUCCCACAGCUUGGGGACAUUGUUAUUCUAGAAAUUAUGACCACGUAAUUGAUGAGAACGGAUAUGUAACAGUCAAAUGUAUUCUUUAUGAUCCUCAUGACGAUAAUGUUACAAGACCAUUUCCAGGAUUUGGGAACAUGCUCAGACAAAUCAAGAAACCUUUUACUGCUAUCGAAAAUCUUCCUGAUUACUAUUGGGAUUCAUCAAGACGAUUAAGUGCUACAGAAGUCUUAAAGAAGAAUGAAGCCUUAAAUCUUAGGAAAACUAUAUUAUUAGCUGAAGAAAAAAAUCUAGGGACCGAUAUCCGAAAAUUCAUGAUAAGGCCUGUCCUUACACAAAUCGAUGCUCAUCAACCUCUGGAAUACUUAACUGAAAUGAGACACGUCUCAAUUUUAUUUAUUACUCUUAAACCGCGAGAAUCUUCAUUUUCUCAAUUGAUAACCAUCGUUAAUAAAUCUUAUCAAAUAACAUGUGAAAUUGUUUACAAAUCAAUGGGCUGUGUUAAUAAAAUCAUUCUUUUUGACAAAGACGUAAUGAUGCUAGUGAUUUUUGGACUUAGAGGCUUCAAACAUGAGUCUGAGGCACAAGCUGCUUUAAAAUGUGGUUAUAGUAUAAAGAAAUCUGUAUCAGCUCUUGAUGGAGUAUCAGAAGUAUCUAUUGGUGUGACUACAGGUCCAGUGUAUUGUGGGGUCGUAGGACACCCUUUAAGGCGAGAAUUUACAGUAAUAGGCGCUAUUGUCAAUAAAGCUGCAAGGCUGAUGUGUGGAUUCAGAAACAAAAUCACAUGCGAUGAAACGACUUUUGUUAAAAGUAAAAUGUCUACAAAUGCUUUUACUCUCCAACCAUCAAUAGAAUUGAAAGGGAUCGGAAAAUCUGGUAAAAUAUAUGAAUAUACUGAAGAAAUUAGAGCUAAAGAAUUUCACGACAUUCCUGUAAUUCCUCCAAUACUCAACAGGGUUAAUGAAAUAGAUUACUUCUCUUCUUGGCUAGAGGAAAGUAGAACAGCGUAUAGAAAUUUUGAUGGUCUUUUAAUAGUAGGUGAAUCGCGCCUUGGGAAAACUAGAAUGUUAGAAUGGAUAGCACGACUAGGAAAAAAUAAAGGUUAUCGUGUAUGCUUUAUUAGCUUAACGUCUAUUCAUUCGGCUACUGCAUAUUUAGCUUUAAGUCAAAUAAUUAAUCAAAUACUCGAUCUACAAGAACCUAUUCAAGGUUUUAUCAAAGAAGAGAAAAUUGUACAAUUACUAAAAGUCUACUCUGACGAUUUGUGUUAUUUAAACAAUAUUAUUAAAGUACGAUUUGCGUAUCAUGAAGGAAUUCAGACAUUGGAUGAAAGUCAUAGAAAAGAAAAAGCUAAGAGAAUAUUCGGCACAUUGGUUCGAGCCUUAACGGAAUCAUACAUAAUAAUACUCGAUGAUUUACAAAACUUAGAUCCAUUUUCGUGGGAGUUUAUAUCUGUAUUUUUUUCUUCUUUAAAAAUAUUUACAGUAUUGUCUAUUACAAGAGGUAAAUUUAGCACAGUACACGAUUGGCUUUAUAAUGUGUUUACCGAUGUUAGUAUUAGAAAAAUCUCUUUAGCACCAUUGGAAAGAGAGUGGAUACCUGCUUUAGCUUGCCAAAUAUUAAACGUAGACGGAGUAUCGAACGAUUUAUGCCAAGCAUUACGAUCUAAGUGUAAAGGGAUGCCGGGACUUGUAGAAAGUUUUAUAAUCCAUUUAUUUUCUACUGGAGCACUGGAAAUAAAAAUUAUCCCAGAUAAUGAAAUGGACAAAUGGAAAGAAAAUGAAGAAUUAGAGUUCCCAGAUCCGAUACUUUUACAUCCACAAGCUCUGGAUUCAAAAGACCAAGAAACAGUCAAUCAGUUCUUAGAAAAUGAAUCUAAAGAGGAAAAAGCUAUUUGCAUAGUCAUUGAAAAGGACGAAUUAAAAACUGAUCUAAAUGUUCAAAACUUGGAUGCUUUAAUUAUGAUACAAAUAGAUUCUCUUACCCCAUAUCAACAGUUGCUUUUAAAGAUUGCAUCAGUGGUCGGAAACAUUAUUCCAAGAGAUUUAUUAGAGAAUAUUAUGUAUGAGAAUAAUCCAUUAGUUACUGCAAAAGCAGUUAAGCGCUUAUUUGCAUUGAAUAUACUAUCUUGUGCAAAUGCAGAUAGUAUUUUAAAAUGGCGAAGAAUAGUAGAAAACAAUCUCAUGCAUAAAUCAAUAAGUGAACCGUGUAAAUCUAAUCUUGUGUGUGAAUGCAAAUUUGAUUUUGAGCCAGAAAAUUAUGAAAAUAUACCUAAAUACGCAUUUUGCCAAUUGAUGAAGUUUAGAAAUAGAAACUCUCGACAAACCUGCUAUGAACUAUUACCAAUGAAUCAAAAAAGAGAAUUUCACACUCGUGUUGUAAAUUAUUUAGAAAGUAAUAAACAAAAAUGUACAGACUGCGGUGGCAAAAUCAAGCUAGUUCAGUCUUUCAUGAGUUUAGUUGAUGAACCACGUAGUGAUGACAGUAUCAGUGACAGUUCUAAUGACACAGGGGAGUCAAAUUUUUUGUCAAAAGAUGAUGAUGAAAAGAAUACAAUUAUACCACCACGCAAUUUGUCUAUGAAAGCAUGGAGUUCUAGUAGCAUCAGACGAGCUAUGCAUAUGCAAUCAAAUGGUAAUCUAAAUUCAAGAACGAUUAGUGAGUUGAUUGCUAAAUCACAAGGCGAUGAAAAUCCUAGAAAUUCGAUUCAAUUUCAACCUAUUUUAAAAACAAAGCAUGAGAGCAACAACAAUCUUCCAGGUACAUCUAAAAAGCGUUAUCUCAAAAAAAAAGUUAUAAUGACAACAUCGGAAUCAUUUCUCCAAGAAAAUCAUACUCACGUUUUUGAUAUGUUACGUGCCAUUACAGAAGCUGAAAACCCUAGUGACUGGCAUAAUCUCGGUGUUUUUGAUAGCAAAGAAGAUUUAUAUGCAAGUACCGGAAAAGAUAGCAAUAAAGGGAACUUCACUGUGAAAAUAGCAAAAGGAGUAUCGGAAACUAAUUUUGCAAAAUGCACAUGUACAGAACUAAAUAUUACGAUUAAUGAUCAACUUUUCUACCAUGCACAACAAGCAGAUUUAAAAUUAAAAGCUAUUCAAUUUUUAAUAAAGUACUGUCACCUGUCUGUGCUAAACAGUAAUCUUGAAAAUAUAUUCGAAAAAUUAGCAGAAGCUGAACACCUUUGUACUGACCUUCACCAACGUUUGGAUUCAUUUGAAAGAAAACGAUUAUUAGGAAAAAUAUAUUCACUAAGAGCCGCGGCGUGUUUAAUUGGCGGACAAUUAACUGCGGCAAAAAUGGAAAUAGAACGAGCAACAAAAAUUUAUCACAUAAACUUACAUAAAGUCCCUGAAUACUUAACGUUUAAAAAUCUGAUUUCAUUAGUUAAACUUCGACAUAGAAAACACCGUAUUAAUAAAAAAAUUCUUAAUAGUGAUUCUAUUUUCUGUUUGAAUGUUGCAACCUUAAUAUAUUCAAACUUAGGAGAUGAACGCAUAUCAAGAAUAACAGCUUCUCGCGCCCUUCAUUUAAUUCAAACUGUGGAAUGCUCUGUAGUUGACGUAUGUGACACUUAUAGCAACGCUAUGCAGGCAGAAUUAGAUCGUGGUACUCCUGAAAACACUAUGGAUAUCGAAGAAAUGGCUGUUAUAACGUUAAGGCAACUACCGAAACCGAUUGAAGCAGAUGAAUUAUUUGCUCUUGGAAAGCUGUUUAUGGCAACGUUUCGCGUAAGAUUGGCUCGAGGAAGACUAGCGCGAAGUAUACACUCUGGAUGCCGAGCUUUAGCCAUAAGUCGUUUUAUACAAGCUGACGAUGUGGCUUUAGAAAUAAUACCUGAUUUAUUCUAUGUCUUAUUAGCACGUCGUCGCAUAGAAGAAGCAAUCGAUAUAUUAAAAUUUGGUUUGAGAUCAAGUCAAUAUCAUUAUAAAUCUCAUGAAAUUGAGACGUGGUAUUAUGCGCUGUGCUUAGAUAUGAUAUUGGACGCAGGGUUUGCGCUAGAAACACCAAAAGAUAUCAGCCAUUUUGCAGAGUUUGCCAUAAGCAAAGGUAAAUCCGCUGGAGGAGGUCGACGACGUUUGAUAGUAGGUUUAUGGACGUAUUGGCUGAGAGUAGACGCAGAGAAAAAAGCUAAACGUUUUGAAUCUGAAGCGUUAAGUUGGGUAUCACACGAAGACGAUUUCUCUAUGUCUGCUCUUUUAAGUGCAUUGAGACUAGCAGAAGGAAUGCUGGAAUGUCUUGCUAGAAAAAUUGAUGAUUUGCGAAAGGUGGUUGACCUGAUGGAGCUACGGUCAAUAGCUGACCGGGAACUUGCAAGACUGGAAAAUGACGCACAAAUGUUACGAGCCGUCUAUCCCCGCUGGUUUCUAUUGAAAGCAAACUCUUGUAGAUUAUCUGGUCGCCAUUCUGCUGCAAAUGGAUAUUUUAAUCAAUCUUUGGAUGAAGCACGUCGGAUCGACAGCCAUCUUGAAGAAAAUCUAACGAUAGCCGCUUUAUCCAAGUCUAUGACCUGGCUUCGUAACGCAAGAACAGGUACGUUUAGUAACUGGCGCGUAGCUGCUGAACAAGCGCGGACCGCAUGGCACGAACUUAUGUACAAAAUCAGCGUAAUACGAUAA
Molecule: messenger RNA, 5397 nt
Organism: Arctia plantaginis
Lineage: Eukaryota; Metazoa; Arthropoda; Insecta; Lepidoptera; Erebidae
Source: the annotation of a GenBank genome assembly